CAGCCCCCAAUUCCAGGGAGAUCUUUCCCUAACAUCUUGAAAAUUUAUCCACCUCAGAGCCUUGUGAAACAUCCGGGGCUUCACUUUCAUGCGGCUAAGUAUCUUGGCGCCCUCUGAUCAUCUUAAUCACGAGGUAGCGACCAAAGGAUGGCUCCACGACAUUAUCAAUACCAAAGUUCGCAUGCUCAUUUUACUGGAGAAAAUACUGUAUUCUAAGCGCCCGGACGGCUUUUCUGGAUUAAUCGUGUUUCAUGAACUCCUCAGGCUGGAUUCUUGCUACCACCUGGGGCCGGCGCUUAAAGUGCUGCACGGGCCUAGGGGUAGAGAUGGUCGCGCGUUUACUCCCACUUUGAAUGGGAUAUAUUGAUAGAUAGGAAGCCCAACUCCUCUGUUCUUUAUAAUUAUAGUUCCUGUCCAUCAGAAGUGCUAAAACUAUGCCAAGCAGGAAUCACCACCCUACGUCCCUCUCGUUGGAGCUAUAGCCCGCCGUGCUGCGGGCGCUAUAUAUCGAGUGCCUCCACCUCUUACCUUCGGUAUGCUAUCAGAUCUCAUCAAGAAGCAUGUGGGUUCUUUGAAAAAUUCACAAAACAAUGGUUGGCGGCCAUCAUACCUGCGAAAACGAAUACUGGCUUUGUUUGUGUUCGCUUUUGCCGCCAUAAUUGCUGCAUUAGAGGCUCUAUACCAAACGUCCGAAGCCCAAAGUGGUAUUGCAGCAUCGACUGAAGGCCGUCAUUAUCUUUGGACGUACGGCCCAACCGCAAUUCUUACCAUUAUUGCCACUCUUUGGUCACGAGUCGAGUUUCAGUCAAAACAAAAUGCGCCUUGGCAGUCAAUGCUCGAAGCUCCACAGCCAGCGGACAAAAGUGUGCUCGUGGACUACAUAUCCGAAAUGCAGCCCGUCACCAUGUGGAAAGCCUUCAAGAACAAACAAAUUAUCGUUUUCGCGAGUGUAUCUUGUACACUGCUCGUGCAGCUGGUCAUUAUAUUUUCAACCGGUCUCUUUUCGCUACAGGAGGUUCCAAUCCAACAAAACAAUGUCACGAUUCAACUACAUGACACAUUCAGCACUCAAAAUUCGACACUUGCAGCGGUCGGAUCACAACCUUACGACAUAAUCAAUGGUAUAGUCUUCGACAACCUGACUUACCCCGGUGGUACGAAUGUCGACUUGGUGUUUCAAGAAUUCUCUGCUCCGAAUGUCUCCUCUGCUGCUAUUGUUACUGCUCCCAUAGAAGGGCUGAAAGCGGAUUUGAGCUGUGAAGAUACCAUCAGCGUCGAUACCAAAUCCUUGUACUACAUAGAAUGGCUCAAGACUAACGGCAGUCAAGUCAGCGUGGUCUUCGAUUUCCAGAUUGUCACCCCAACGUGCAACAUUUCCCACUACGACCAGUUUGGGCUAGGCGCGAUAGAGUAUACCCAAAUGGGACAUUUCCAAUGGACAAAAUGUGGAAAUAGUACUUUGGAUGACAUGCGCGUUCUGGUCUUGUUGGUCGAGAUCGGAGACAAGAAUGCGACCCGCACAAAAGCCUCCGCAUACCAAGAUCUAAAAGCCAAAGGAAACGCAACCGACCUCUCUUCUGACAUUAGCCUUGAAACAAUCGCUUCCGAGGAAGCCACACUCCCAGGUCUGACCGCAGAAGACGUUGCCAAAUACAUUAUGGCUAAUUCCAGUGAUACUACGGGGUUCAGAGGCAUUGAACUAUUCAAUCCAUUCCCAGAUGAUGUGCAGGUUGAUGAAGCAUUGAGGCUUGGAUUGCUACUUGCAGAAGAAGACGCCACUCUUCAAAACCUCUGGCAGGGCAAUGUUCUUCGUGACUCAGCGUCUACAUAUUAUCGUGCAAUGACUGCCCAGCUUAUGCAUAUGGGUAUCUUGCAAGAAAAAGAGUCUACGACACUUGGCUCUGCUGUUGUGAACGAAAACCGCGUGAUGAUGAUGGAGCUGCCACUCCGGGCAAUCGAGGCAUGCUUGGCAAUAGUGAUAUUGCUGGUAAUAGUGAUCAUUGUGCAUAUUGCUCGCCAAAAAGCAACGACGUGGAACCCAGCCUGCAUUUUAGCCAUUGCAGCCAUAGCAGCAAACAGUGAAGAGCUCCGUGGAUCCCUUCGCGGACUGGGCGCAGUGUCCGAUAAGACACUGCAGAAGCGUCUUAAAGAUGACUACUAUUAUUCGCAAUGUACCUCAAAAGGUAUAUCCAUCGAGAUCAAUAAGAAUGUUGCCAAUGAAUCUCAAUUGACACACGAAAUUGAUUCUCAGUAUCGCGAUUGGAAACCGUUCCCCGGUCUUUUUUCUCGCCUUGCUAUCUUCAUACUGGUUACAGCAGCAAUCGCAGUUUUGGAGGUCCUUUUACACCUUUCACAAGUCAAUGAUGGGCUCGGUAAUGUCACUUACGUCAACGAGUACAUGCAUUAUGUGUGGACCAUUAUUCCCGGUGCCAUGAUGACCGGUUUAAGUCUUGCAUUCGGUAGCAUAGACUUCAACACCAGAUGUCUUGCUCCUUACUCGCACCUCAAACGUCCCACCGGCGCCUCAAUCUCACAGUCCAUGAAAUUGGACUUUUUGGACGCCCAGGGCUUCACCAACGCUUAUCGGUCUAUUCGUUCCAAACAGCUUCCCGUGUUAGCAACAACUCUCGCCACAGGCGCGGCAUUCUUUCUCACCAUCGUGAUCAGCGGUCUGUACUCGAUAGUUGCAGUCCCAUCCAGUGAGAUCGCCAAUUUCACGCGCGUGGGCGGAUUCCCGGACCCGAGGACCAUCGCAGGGGUCCAGCUUAAUUUGGAUGAGGCUGGCGAGGUCGCAGGAGUUCUAACUGCAGAAUACAUUCUUCAAUACAACUUUAGCUACCCUCGUUGGACGUACGAAGAGCUUGCGUUCGCAGAGAUUUCAAUGAAUGACUCGUCGAUCAACACCAUGGGGGAUGGCUCUUAUGUGGAUAUUCGGAUUCCAGCCUUGAGAUCGACCCUUGUUUGCAAACUUGCUACUGCAGACGAUCUACAGCCCAAAAUUAGUACCUACGUCCAAGAGGGCACCGUACAGUACCAGCUCACUAGUGUACUGACAACCCCCGCCUGUCCGGGAAAUAACACCGACUAUACUUUCAACGCCACAAUAUUCACUCUGAAGGACCUCAAGGAUGGACCAUUUGGAUACUCAAUCCAAUCUACCUGCUAUGCCAGGUACUACGUUUCAUCCACUUACACCGAGACCUACAUAUGGGGGCAUGUGAAAGGCACCUCUGUUGAGUACAUUAUGGCGAUGACGUGCAUGCAAUACGCGGAAAAUGUCGAUGUGGACGCGCGACUUAAAUUGCCGGAACUGGAAAUUGACCAAAGUCAUCCGCCAGUACCAAAUGAAUCAUCUGUCAGUCUGGACAAGGAUCUCUAUACCCCAAUUCCCGAAUGGUGGACUUUGAACACUGGUGGUCAAUACCCAACUCUUGAUGGAUUCUUCUAUCUCCUUGUUACUGGAAAAUACGCAAUCCCAUCCGACUACCUGAAACGACCCGAGAAGAACCAAACGGUGAUCGAUGCGAUCAAACGUCAACACAAAAUUAUCAACGCGCAACAGCUAAAUAAUUACACCCGGGGGACCGCAAACGACAGCAUUCCUCACCCACUACUCCAAGGAAACAUCACGAAUUCAAGUCGUCUGAGAUUGGUCCAAGAUGCCACUUCGACGCGGAUCUUGGAAGCUCUUUUAGGAAUGAUGCUCGCCCUGGGUAUCCUUGGAUCCGUUCUUUUAAACACAGACCACGUUUUGCCAAAGAAUCCAUGCAGCAUCGCGGCAGUCGCCAGCCUUUUGGCGGAUUCCCACUUACUCGAUCAAUUUGCGGACGGAGCUUGGGAUCCAAACCACAAGUCGCUUGAGAAGACCUUUGCCAAACGUCGAUUCUAUCUUGGAUGGUGGGAAAACGGGUCUGCAGCUGGGGCAGAACCCGGAAAAGUGUUCACAAUCGAUCAUACGUCGAAAGAGGAACAAGGAUGAGCGAUGGCUGCUUGAACUGUAAAGUUUAUUAUCUGAAGCCUCCUUCUGCUGGGAGUAAACUUUCUCGAAUUAAAACUAGAAUUUUCGAUGAAUC
Penicillium brasilianum is the source of this 4073-nucleotide messenger RNA. The record is from the annotation of a GenBank genome assembly. Lineage: Eukaryota; Fungi; Ascomycota; Eurotiomycetes; Eurotiales; Aspergillaceae.